Molecule: messenger RNA, 2448 nt
Organism: Gordionus sp. m RMFG-2023
Lineage: Eukaryota; Metazoa; Nematomorpha; Gordioida; Chordodea; Parachordodidae
Exons: 5
Coding region: 1-2448 (815 amino acids)
Biological process (GO): DNA integration
Molecular function (GO): nucleic acid binding
Source: RefSeq, a predicted model, not a curated record
AUGGUAGUGGUACGUAAAACUUCAGGUGAACUACGAUUAUGUGGAGAUUUCAAAGUAACAUUAAAUAAAUUUCUACUAAAAGACUAUCACAUUCUACCAACGUUUGAAGAAUUAAUAGCAAAAAUAGCGAAUGGAAAUAAAUAUACAACAUUAGAUCUCAAAGAUGCAUACCUACAAAUGAGCAUUGACGAUGAAUCGCAAGAAUUAUUAACAAUGGUAACACCAAAUGGAUACUACCGCUAUUUACGAUUACCAUUUGGUAUAGUUACAGCACCAAUAAUAUUUAAACAAUAUAUGGACGAUUUACUGGCUGACUGUAAAGAUACAGCAUUUUAUUUAGAUGAUGUUAUAAUCACAGGAAAAAAUGAUACUGAACAUAUCGAGAAUAUAAAACAAGUCCUUAAAAAAUUACAAAAUGCGGGAUUAAAAGUCAAAACAAGCAAAAUAAAUUUUAUGAAAGAAAAAGUAUCAUAUUUAGGAUACAUAAUAGAUCAAAAUAGAAUACACCCUGAUAAAAAUAAAAUAAUAGCAAUACAAAAAUAUCCAACGCCAAAAGAUAGACAUGACAUAAAAUCAUUUUUAGGUAUAUUAAACUAUUAUACACGGUUCAUAUCAAACUUACACGGAAUCAUAGCCGAAUUACAUAAUAAAACUAGUAAAAAUGUUAAAUGGAAUUGGACUAAAAAAGAUGAUGCAUUAUUUGAAAAAGCAAAAGGAAUACUAAUACUAGAAACAGAUGCAUCAAACCAAGGAUUUGGAGCUGUAUUCUUGCAAAAAUAUAAUAAUGGUAACGAAUACCCUAUAGCUUACACCUCGAGAACUUUACAAGAUGCUGAAAAUAAUUAUUCAACAAUCGACAAAGAAGCCAAAGCCAUAGUAAACGGCGUAGAAAAAUUUCAUAACUAUUUAAAAGAACUUAGAGAUGAAACUGCUAAAGAUCCAAUUUUAAGAAGAGUAAAAAUAUUAUUAAAUGGUACAAAUAUACAAAAUCAAGCACCAGAAUUACAAGCUUUUAGAACAAGAAUAGAUGAAAUAGUAAAUGAUGACGGUAUCCUAUUUUGGAAUGGUCGCUUAAUAAUUUCAUAUUCACUACAAAAAGGAGUUUUACAGAUAUUACAUACAGGUCAUCCCGCACAACCCUGGGAAAGGGUACAUUUAGAUUUUGCCGGACCAUUAGACGGAUUUUAUUGGCUGGUAGGAAUCGAUGCUUAUUCAAAAUGGAUAGAGAUCGAUAGAAUCAAAGAUACCACAAGUAAAAAUUUAAUAAAUAGAUUAGAAAAAUGGCUUACACGAUAUGGUGUUCCACGUCAAAUUGUCACAGACAAUGGUCCACAAUUCAUUUCAAAUGAAUUUUACAAAUGGUGCAAAAAUAAGAAUAUACAACACAUAAAAACUACACUAUACCAUCCGAGAAGUAACGGAUUAGUUGAAAGAUGCAUACAAACUAUAAAAAAUCUGUAUUUUGCUAAUAGAGAACAAACAAAUGAUGGGGAAAAAUGCCUUAAUGAAGUAUUAGUUACAUGUAGAAAUUCCGAACAUUCCUCAACGGGCCGAAUACCUGCCAAACUAUUUAUGGGGAGAAGACUAAAUACUUUAUUAGACUGGGUGAAACCAUCAAUUACUGAAAAAUUAGAAACCUCUGUAGUAAAACACAACCAGUUAAACAAAGGCAUACAUAGAGAUUUUGGAAAAAACGAAUUAGUUUGGACAAAAAAUCCACUUGAAAAAGGAUGGCAUGAAGGAAAAAUAAUAAAUCAAAAAGUAAAAUUCUCGUAUAACGUAGAAGAAAAAGAUAAAAUAGUACGAAAACACGCAGAUCAACUACGAAUAAGGGAAGAACCAGACGAAACCAAAUCAAUAAUACCAAUUGAACUAAGUCAAAAAGGAAGGCAACCGCGUUAUCCAACAAAGGAACGAAAGCCAACAAAAAGAUUAAUAGAUGAACUUGAUCUUGAUGAAGUUGCAGGACCAUACGAUGAAUUAAUUAAAAUUCCAUCUAUCAUUUCUGAUCUCAGUCCCACUACUGGGCUUUCCUUCAAUCAUAAAAAAUGUGAAUUUUAUAUGCCCAACAACUUAUAUUCUUUUCCAGAUAACUUUUCCAUAAUCGAGAAAUCAAACUUUACUCAUUUAGGCUCACCUCUUGGAGGCAAAGCAGCAAUGUCCAAAUUUACGGAAGACUUCCUGAUUAAAUUUGACAGACUUAAGAAAAUUUUAGGAUUUUUACCAACUCAUCAUGCAUUCUUUCUCCUAAAGAAUUUCCUGUAUAUCCCAAAAAUAUUGCAUGCCUUCCGUUCUACUCCUCUUUUCCAAUUCCCAGACAUGCUACUAGAUUUAGAACUUAAAAUCUCUCUUAAAUCAAUACUCAACCUCAAAUUCUCGCCCAUUUGCUGGAUGCAGGCCGCUCUUCCAUGUAAAUUUGGGGGUAUAGGCUUUCGAUCUCCGCCCUAG